UCUGAAAACUGUUUAAAGUGAAUACGAAACUGGCCAAAUCAAUGACACUCCGCAUGAUCUAAUAGAAAACAGCAACUUUCCAAAUAUGUUGCCAAAUAAGUCUGAUUCACGCCGUCGCUUGAAUGCAACUGGGUUGUCGACUGGUGAUUACAACAAGGUUAGCACCGACACCACCGAGACAGAUGGCUUUGUGAAUGAACAAUGGGUAGCGCCGAAUGUGGAGGAACCGAUACCAUGGAAGACCAUUGCAAUCAUUCUUAUAUUGUUCGUCGGUGGAACUAUAUGCAUAUGCUGUGCAACCUUAGAUUGGCUAGCAGACGUAAAUCAGGAUAGGUCGGAUCGCAUCGGGGCACUGACGAUCAUAGGCGCAUUGACUAUAAUUCCCGGCGGAUAUUAUCUCUACGUUUUAUUGUGUAUUUUAAUGCAUCGCACUGGCUACACAAUGGACGAUAUACGUCGACUGGGGUAGAGAAAAAAUUUCCACGAAAGUGUGUUAA
Molecule: messenger RNA, 497 nt
Organism: Drosophila arizonae
Lineage: Eukaryota; Metazoa; Arthropoda; Insecta; Diptera; Drosophilidae
Product: transmembrane protein 230
Cellular component (GO): endomembrane system
Source: RefSeq, a predicted model, not a curated record